Strongylocentrotus purpuratus (purple sea urchin) is the source of this 2701-nucleotide messenger RNA. RefSeq names its product G-protein coupled receptor 22 (gene gpr22). Gene Ontology annotation, biological process: G protein-coupled receptor signaling pathway. The transcript has a single exon. Gene Ontology annotation, molecular function: peptide binding; G protein-coupled receptor activity. Bases 999 to 2396 code for a protein of 465 amino acids. The record is from RefSeq and is a predicted model, not a curated record. Lineage: Eukaryota; Metazoa; Echinodermata; Echinoidea; Camarodonta; Strongylocentrotidae. Gene Ontology annotation, cellular component: membrane.
GGAGAUUGUGAAUGUGGAUUACGACACGAAGAUGAAUCAGUGUGCAGAGUCUCUACCCUAAUGUAGGUGACAGAGAAUUAAGUGUCGUUUCUCAUCUACUACGCAUAGCAAGACGACACGUGACCGCUGAGAUGCUGGCGUGCAUGUUUUGGCUUCAUUAUUCAAGUCUCAUCGUAACCCAUCCUUUCUUGCGGUUUUAGGGUGUUUACAGAGAGAGAACAAAGGAGAAGGCGUUUAUUAGCGGCCAUAACCCAUCGAUCUCGACUCAAGGAGGUACGAAAGAGGCUAGGUGGGAAUAGUGAGUUUCAUUCCUACUUCCUCGUAGUAAUAUCGACUACGAGAUGAAGUUAUCAUCAAAGAAGUUUUUUUUUUAUCAUAAUCUGUUUGGAUUAUCAUCUAUUCCGAGAGAAAUCACACCUCUUGCAGAGUGCGUAAUCAUCACCGUUCAUGGUUAUAACUACACAACCUUCACAAAUAAAGUAGUUUCAUCACCUUGAAACAUUGCCGCAGAUAACCAGAGUUGUUACAUGGUUUUACGGGAAAAUAAGGAGUAUCGAUCCAACUCUUCUUAAUAAUGAUAACAACCUGAUACAACAACCGGCUUGCAAUGGGAUAUGUGUUUUUCUACAGAGUAUCAUUAUCGAAUCUUAAAGCAGUCAUACUUGUUUUUUUAAUAAAUAUGUUCAUCAUCGCUCUUGUCUGAAGUACUCCUAAAGCGAAAAACCUGAUUUUUUAAAAUUCAUCUCUAAUAUGGAAGGCAUUUAUAACUUUCUAAUCUGAAAGGAAAACGUUUAUUUAACCCUUUUGGUGUCAUUGCUUCAAUCUGAACAGACUCUACAUUUUGAUCAUACAGAACUAUACGUGUAUUUGAAGUGCAAGAAGUUCAUUGUGUAAAGUAUCUGUUUAACGAAAACAAUGACUAAUUGGACGCCAUGUCGCUGUAAUAAAUCAACAAGUGUUUUUUAGGAGUGGUCUACGAACACACGCAUGGUAUCAAAAUGGCGGCAGCGGAAGGAUACGCACUGCCCUACGUCAUCAGCAUUUCGCUGAUCCUCGUUGUAGAGAUGGUAGCUGGAUUUCUGAGUAAUAUGCUGGUAUUAUUAAGCUACCAUGUCAAUAAGCAGUUCCAGCAGAAUGCCAGUGAUUUGAUUAUCACAAAUAUGAACCUCGUUGACCUUGUGAUAUGCGUUGUGUCUAUUCCGCUUACACUCAUUGUGAUCAUACGUGCAUGGAAUAAUCCAUUUGUUUGCUACAUUCAUGAGGCGACGAUUAGUUUCGCGAGUGUCGCUUCUGCCAUGAACGUACUCGUGAUUUCGCUGGACCGUCAUGAUAAGAUUACAAACCCAAUCAAAAGACGUAUAUCAGUUCGGAAUGUGAAGUGGAUCAUAGGAGUGACCUGGGUCAUGUCACUGAUAGGCUUUGUCACGCCGUUUGUCGGAAUUCGAGGCGAUUUCAUGGUUACUUUUAAAGAUGGAAAUACAACAAGACCAGCUCUCUGUUAUGAGUGGUUUCAGGUCACAAGGUCUAAUAACUAUUAUGAAUUGUAUCACGUUCCAAUAUUCUUUCUUGCAUCUGCAGUCAUGAUGUACGCUUAUUAUUCUAUCAUUCGAGUGACUCGAGUCAAGACUAUUCAUAACGCAUUAGUGAGAGCAACCACAGUGCCCUUUCACAUGCGCGCAGAUCAGCAAGGGAAUAAUAGUAAGCAGAUUGAACGGGAAAAUACGCCUUCGUCUGCGCAUCGUGAUCCCGAGAAACGCGUAUCCCGCACGACGACGAUUAUUUUGUCAACAUUUAUAAUUUGUUGGGGGCCUCACACCGCUAUAAGUAUUGUGAUUUUAGUGAAAGGCAGGACAGAGCUAUAUGAUUUACUUGAAUGGUGGUUUGCCGCCCUAGCAUACACCACUAUUCUUAUGCAUCCAAUCCUUUAUGUGUUCAUGCGUAGAAACUUUCGUCGCGCUUUCGCUAACAGUUGCCUUGCACGGUUGCUAUGUAGAAAUCGCGUUGCACCGGGCUUUACGCCCACACCUAGCAACCAGCGGAACGGCAAGGCGUUAGCUAACAAGAAACAGCGACAACUGGGUCCAAGACACACUCCUCAAGAUCCUCAAAAGUCGCUUGGAACUGGACUACCUCCAGGAGAAGAAGGACAUAAGCAAGACUCUCAGAUGGCUAAGGAUUCAAAGAAAACAAGAAGAUCAGUGCGACUGGAAGCUAAGAAGAGAAGGGGUGACAUCGACCCCCCUCCUUCUACUCUCUUUAUUACCCUCUCCAGUGCUCUUGAUCGUCCGACAACUACAGACAAUCUCCGAAACACAUUAAACAAACAGGAGAGUAUGGAUGAUGUCAAAGCACUGUAUGUAGCACAGGAGUCGCUUAACGUUCAAAAUAUGGAGUAAAUUCUAAGAAAAUGAAUGUAAAUUUUAAUGCUUAAAGUAUUGAAAUAUUAAGAUCUUUUCCCCCUUGUUGUACAUAACCAAGCAUCAUAUGGAUUGCGUUCAACGAACUCAUUUUUUGGAGUGAACUUUGAAAUUUAUUUCAUAAUUGUUGAAACCUUUUCCUUUCUCCACUGCACAUUAUUCAGCUAUGAUAAAUUUAGGGAAAAUGAAAAAUGCAAUAGACAAUCCAAUUCCAAAUGCUAAAUAUGUUUUCAAGGGCUAAUAUUUCUAAACGCGAGCUUAUUUUUAGGCCUGGUUUAAGUGGG